This is a messenger RNA of Parascedosporium putredinis, 303 nucleotides long. NCBI's taxonomy places the organism in Eukaryota, Fungi, Ascomycota, Sordariomycetes, Microascales, Microascaceae. The record is from the annotation of a GenBank genome assembly.
AUGAAGGCCGCCACGUCUCAGUUGGCCAUUGAAAUUGGUAUCAUCGACGCACACAGUGCACUCCAUCGACAAAAGGCCCUCCGCAGCCCUAGAGCCAGUUCUUCCGUACCCAUUGUGAAUAUCUCCAAGGCCCAGCCCGGGCAAGCCCUCACCAACCUCCUCGAAAACUCCCCUCGUCUCCACGAGCGCCUGAAACUCCUCGCUCGGCCACAGAUCCUCGAGGCGCACGGCCGCGUACAAGCUCACCACUUUUUCAGAUCCGCCCCGUCCCCGCCCUGGCACGGCGGCGGCCCGUCCUCGUAG